AUAUCUAUAUAUAUAUUGAAUAGGGGAUUUAAACCUCCGGAGCUGUUCUGUACAAACACAAGGCAUGCCCUGUAACUCCCACAAAUGGGAAGAGAGCUCUGGAAGCGUGCAAAGGCUGGUUUGGUGUAUCCGCACCCGAAGCAGCCGUGUCACGUAACAGACAGCUUCCCACGCCAACCAGGCUGGCGCAGCCGCGCGCGCUCCGCGGCAUCUGGGCACGCCGGAGCAUCGGCUGCUCUCCGGGGAGGGGAAGGGGCUCAGUUAUUAAUGACUGCCGAGCAGGCAGCACCAUGUCAGUGUGACAAGUGAGCGGGUGAACGAUGCAGCACUAACCACCAUGGAAACAAGGAGAAAUAAGAAGAGCUAGUGAGCAUCUCUCUCUCCGCCCCCCCCCCCGCUUUCUCUCUCCACUGGAUUGCGAGCCUCAGCCAGGCAGCAACAGCGCCUGGCAAAUGUAAGGGAUCUCAGCUGGCAGCGCAGAGAGUCGCUCAUGUUGUAGGAUAUCAAUAGAUACAUCUCUGUAUUAUAUACCAUUAGACACAUGCACACACACAUAUACAUGUAUGCACAUCCACUCACACUCUGGCUUUAAUACAAGUAUGUGGCUACCUGAACUAAGGAAUCACAAUCACUGAGAUGCAAGAACUCCUCCAGCUCUGAAACUACUCUUAUUAUAAGAUAUUAGGAAGCAAACCAUACCAUUUUAUCUGGAUGAGGAAAUACACAUACAAUCAGAAUACACACAAAUAUUUAUAAAUGCAGCUGGGUAAAGAAUUACAUCAAAGACUCCAAAAUGAUGAUGCACAGCUCAUGAUGCUGCUUGUGUGAAAACGCUUAUCCCACAGCUCAGCUUACUGGUGAUAAUUUGCUGCUGAGCCUCAUCUCUACAAGCUUUCCUAUUGUGCACCACAGCAGGUCAUCCUGUCAUUCCUGCAAACACUAAUCAAUCAUGGGAUUUGAAGUUAAUACUACUAAAUAAAUGAAUUGCUUAAUCUCCUAUGACCAUCUAUACAUACUUCAUCUUCACAAGGCUUAUCAAUUUUAUGUCAUCGAGGACAGAGUGACCUUCAUUUCCACACGAUGUCUCUUACUACUGGACAAAUUGGUUACAAAUUCAUCACUUAUCCUCAGGAAGAAAGUCCUUCACAGUCAUCAUUUGACAAGUGCAAGUGUGUGUUUUAUCAACUGACCAGGUCAUACUGAAUUCCAAAACUGUAAUUCUGGAAUACUAAAGGGUUUGUUACUUCUCCGAGCAUUUGAGCUAAGAUGAAGGACAUGCAACUCAAAAUUAAUUUUCUACUUGGCCUAGUUAUCACCGCACUAGUACAAGCUGUAGAAAAAAAAACAGACUGCCCAGAGUCAUGUAUAUGUGAGAUUAGACCAUGGUUCACUCCCAGGUCUGUGUACAUGGAGGCUCCAACAGUGGACUGCAAUGAUUUAGGCCUUUUUAAUUUUCCAGCCAGACUGCCUGCCGACACACAAGUUCUACUUCUACAGACUAAUAAUAUUGCAAAAAUUGAACAUUCGGUAGACUUCCCAGUGAAUUUAACUGGUCUAGAUUUAUCUCAGAACAAUUUAUCCUCAGUUACCAGUAUUAAUCUUAGAAAGAUACCACAGUUGCUUUCAGUUUACCUUGAAGAAAACAAACUUACUGAACUCCCUGAAGAAUGUCUCUCUGGACUCCACAAUUUACAAGAGCUUUAUAUUAAUCAUAAUCUGCUUUCUGUGAUUGCACCGGGAGCUUUCAUAGGCCUCAAUAAUCUUCUCAGACUUCAUCUCAAUUCAAAUGGUCUGCAAAUGAUCAACAGAAAGUGGUUUGAAGCUACUCCUAAUCUUGAAAUUCUCAUGAUUGGAGAAAACCCAAUAAUCAAAAUCGAAGACAUGAACUUUAAGCCUCUUAUCAACUUGCGCAGCUUAGUUUUAGCUGGAAUAAAUCUCACUGAAAUACCAGAUAAUGCUUUGGUUGGCCUUGACAAUUUAGAAAGCAUCUCCUUUUAUGACAACAGAUUUGUUAGAGUGCCCCACAUUGCUCUCCAAAAGGCUACAAAUCUUAAAUUUCUGGAUCUAAAUAAGAAUCCCAUUAACAGAAUACGACGAGGAGAUUUUAGCAAUAUGCUGCACUUGAAAGAGUUAGGAAUUAAUAACAUGCCUGAACUGAUUUCUAUAGAUAGCCUUGCUGUUGAUAAUUUGCCAGAUUUAAGAAAAAUAGAAGCUACCAAUAACCCCAGAUUAUCAUACAUUCACCCAAAUGCAUUCUACAGACUUCCCAAGCUGGAAUCGCUGAUGCUCAACAGCAAUGCGCUGAGCGCCCUGUACCGCAGCACAAUAGAGUCCUUGCCUAACCUCAAAGAAGUCAGUAUCCACAGCAACCCCAUCAGAUGUGACUGCGUCAUCCGCUGGAUUAACAUGAAUAAAACAAACAUUCGCUUCAUGGAGCCGGAGUCCCUGUUUUGUGUCGACCCCCCUGAAUUCCAAGGCCAGAAUGUGAGACAGAUACACUUUCGGGAAAUGAUGGAAAUCUGUCUCCCCCUGAUAGCUCCUGAAAGUUUUCCAUCUACUCUGGAUAUAAAAACUGGCAGCCAUAUUUCCUUACACUGCAGAGCAACAGCAGAACCAGAACCUGAAAUCUACUGGAUAACACCAUCAGGACACAGACUUUUGCCUAAUACCGUUUCUAAUAAAUACUACACUCAUUCUGAAGGAACAUUAGACAUCAGUGAUGUAACACAAAAAGAAAGUGGCUUAUACACAUGUAUAGCAACGAAUUUAGUUGGGGCAGACCUAAAGUCAGUCAUGAUUAAAGUUGAUGGCUCUUUCCCUCAGGACAGCAACGAAUCUUUGAAUAUUAAAAUAAAAGAUAUAAAAUCUAAUUCUGUUUUGGUUUCAUGGAAAGCAAGUUCCAAAAUUCUGAAGUCCAGUGUUAGAUGGACAGCCUUUGUGAAAGCUGAAAACUCUCAGGCUGCACAGAGUGCUCGAAUACCAUCUGAUAUAAAGGUAUAUAACCUAACACAUCUAAAUCCAUCAACUGAAUACAAAAUUUGUAUAGAUAUUCCCACUAUCUAUUCACAGAAUAAGAAACAAUGCGUCAACGUAACCACAAAAGGACUGGACUUAGCAGUAAAAGGCUAUGAAAAGAACAACAUAAUAGGAUUCCUUGCCUGCCUUGGUGCUCUUUUGGGAAUCAUCUCUGUGAUAUAUCUUUACAGCUGCAUCUCACGAGAGAUGCACUAUGAUGUUGGACAUAGCCAUCUAAAGAAUUACCUGAAGAAACAAUCCUUUUCACUCAAUGAGCUUUAUCCUCCUCUGAUCAGUCUUUGGGACAUGGGCAAACAAAAAAGCACAGAAAUGGAAGUAAAAGCAACAAUAAUAGGUGUGCCAACCAAUGUGUCAUAAAUAUGUCAGUACAUCACUUAAUUUCUGAAAUAAGAAGCACAUGACUGCAUUUGUGCUGAAUAAAAAGGUAAUAAGAAAAAGGAUUUAUUUUAGGAACCAGACUCCUGGACUUCGCUGCUGCUGACAAAUGGGAAUAUGUACUGACUCAGUAUAAGAGAAGAAUUUUUCUGGCUUCUAAGGGUAUUCUGCCAACCAAAUACAAUUGACUUCAUUUUCCAGAACUUACACGGGACUCCUAAGUCUGGAAUAUAGUGGAAGUAGCCAAGAACAUUUUCUGUAUUUUUUUUUAAAUAUUAUAUAAAAGUAGUGGAACUGAGCAAUACCUCUUCCUGUGCUGUAUUACACACACUAGCCACGAGAUUUUGCAGUGAACAGAUAUACUAGGAUUGACAUUACAUGGUGUAAUGAAAUGGACGAAUUCUGUAGAGUAGACACAGUGAGUAUGUGAUUUUUUUUUAUAAGGAAAAUACAUUUUUGAUUAAAAUCAAAA
This is a messenger RNA of Columba livia (rock pigeon), 3883 nucleotides long. It is a transcript of the gene LRRN3, whose product is annotated as leucine rich repeat neuronal 3. NCBI's taxonomy places the organism in Eukaryota, Metazoa, Chordata, Aves, Columbiformes, Columbidae. Gene Ontology annotation, cellular component: extracellular matrix. The coding region runs from base 1267 to 3393 and encodes 708 amino acids. The record is from RefSeq and is a predicted model, not a curated record. Gene Ontology annotation, molecular function: protein binding. The transcript has 3 exons.